Mixia osmundae IAM 14324 is the source of this 2052-nucleotide messenger RNA. RefSeq lists its product as uncharacterized. Gene Ontology annotation, biological process: peptidyl-lysine dimethylation. NCBI's taxonomy places the organism in Eukaryota, Fungi, Basidiomycota, Mixiomycetes, Mixiales, Mixiaceae. The coding region runs from base 76 to 1662 and encodes 528 amino acids. The transcript has 6 exons. The record is from RefSeq and is a predicted model, not a curated record. Gene Ontology annotation, molecular function: protein-lysine N-methyltransferase activity.
CGCUUGUUUCGACGUAAUUUCGACGCGUUGGUGGUGCAGGCACAUUCUCUUGACUGUCAAGUUCCUUCUCCCCCUAUGCAAGACGAUGAAGCACAGCAGGAGGACGACAGUGGACUCAUCGAUCUCUUUGCGUCCGAUGCAGACGAUCGGAUUCCUCCCGAGCUCCCACCAACGACGAAGCGCUUCGUCGCGGCCGAUGGAAGAAAAAUCGAUAUACAGCUCGUAGCGGGCCAUCCUCUCUGGGGGCACGUCCUUUAUCCGACAGCUAUCGAGCUUUCUCGCUAUCUUGAACACAACCCCGACUUGAUCAGUAACAAAACUGUUCUCGAGCUAGGUGCGGCAGGCGGAUUGCCCAGCAUUGCAGCCGCUCUUCUCGACGCUCGUUUCACUGUCUGUACUGAUUAUCCUGAUCGUCCACUGAUUGCGACGAUAGAGCACAAUCUGGCUCAAAAUCUGCCUGAAGAUGUACAAGCACGUACAGCAGCUGCCGGAUAUGUUUGGGGCACCUCAACGAACGACUUGCUCGCUUUGUUGCCCGCACAUUCGCCCAAAUUCGAUACUCUGCUCUUGUCCGAUCUCGUCUUCAAUCACUCGCAGCAAGAUGCGCUGCUGAAAACCUGCAAGGACGUCAUCGCUCCCGGCGGCAUCGUGCUCAACUUCUUCGCUCAUCAUCGACCGACCUCAAUUCUUAUCGAACGCGACCUUGCUUUUCUCGAAAAGGCUCGCAAGCAAGGCUGGCGAGUUGAGCGAGUCGUGGAAAACACGUUGGCAGGGCCUGCGUUCCCAGAGGAUGGCGGCGAUCUGGCAAUCAGAUCAACAGCAACAGGGAGCUACUUCGAGCUUUGUCAAUCUGGUCACGAUCCUUUGCGUGGCGUUUGCUGUAUAAGAAGCGGCUCGUACGAUGCAAGAUCAAUCCUCACGGUCCAGCUUUCUAGCCACAGAACUCAAAGCGCUACUGAGAUGCUCUUCCGUCAUGCUGCUUGCUUUGCUGCUCUGGCUUUGACAGCCACUACACUGGCCCUACCUAUCCGUAGGCUCAAUGAACGAGGCGAAAUCAUCAACACCAUCAGAGAGCGCAAUCUGCUCGAUCCGCUGCACGUCGCACAGCACGCCCAGCACCAGCUACACGACCUCAUCGACCAUAUCGUGCAUCAUCCCGAACUUCUGCCGCUUUUGCCACCUGCAUUGCUCGCUCAAGUCCUUCCUCUGCUCGCUACAUCCGGCGUAGCGGGCGCUGCCGCACUCGCGGCAUCCCUCGGCGUAGCGGGCACGGCUACAGCUAGCGUUGCUGGUGCUGCUGGCAUCGCAGGCACAGCCGGUAUCGCAGGUACAGCAGGCAUCGCAGGCACGGCCGGCUUGGCAGGUACAGCUGGCUUGGCAGGCCUGGCCGGUCUUGGCCUGGGCGCUAGUGCUGCAGGCGGUAUAAGCGGACUUGGAGCUCUGGGCGGUCUUGGUAGCAUUGGCAGCUUGGGAGGAUUAGGUGGCCUCGGUAUCGGUGCUGCUGGCGGUGCGCAGUCGUCAGGUAUGCUGCUAUGUUGUGACAUCUGGCCUACCGCUGACGCGAUAUGUGCAGGAUCGGCAGGCAUCGCCAUCACACCCUUUGGCGCAGGCGCAGGCGUGACGGGCGAGACGUCGGCAGGUGGCAUCGCAGGUGUUAUCUGAUCGCUUGUCGAGAGUAGUGAGCUUGACCUAUGGGACAACUGCAAGCUGUAUCAUGAUCUGCGCGCCUGCUCUUGCAGCUGCUUCUGAGUCGGCGGAGGAGCCAUAUCGCCCCACUGUGCUUGACCAGGCAGCCUGCUGAUUCGCUUGUUCUCCCAUUCGUCCAGCUCGUCUUCCUGAGCACGUAGGCGAAAGUACUCCUCGCGUAGAUCGACUUUCUUGCGAGAUUUGCUCAUGUUGAGCUCUUCCUCCUGACUGACCUGACGUACUUUGCUGUCCUUGAGAUCGUACCGUGUCUGAGUGAACGAGGAGAGUGCAAAUGAUCCGCCGACGAUGGUGAGUACGAAAGGCAGCCCAAAGAGCAGGAAGGGAUAUCGUCGGGUCAGCGCAUUC